CCGAAGACGUGUUAACUCCUAAUUCAUUGUCACAUACUUCAAGAUUAACGCAACUCAGUUCACGAAUAUUCACAAUAAACGAUAAUUGAUAUCAGGAAGCUAACGUAAAAAACCAGUUGAUUUCUACAAGGUCAUCGGCAGUGGUUAGAUAUUAAGCAGUUGCCACGGUGAAAGCCGCCGCGGAUUACAACUUUUUUUACUACGGUUGGUAUUUUUGUCGAACUACUCAAUGCUGUAUACAUUUUCAUUCGAAAUUUUUGAAAAUAUCUUCAAUUUUACGUGUGGAUUUAGUUGGCUUGAAAAAGAAAGGAAUAGUUCUAAAUUCUUUUUUGUCUGCUCACAAUGACAGACGAGUUAACGUCUUCACCCGAAGAUGACAUUUUCGUAGAUAAAGGAGAACUUUUACGAGAAGAAUACACUAACUUAAGUAAUGAGAUUGAAGCAAUUUCCAAAGAAAUAUUAGACAUACAAAAUGAAUUAUUGCUCACUGAGCAUUUUAUCCAGGAGCAAGAAAUUAAAAAUAAUGAAUAUAACUCGUAUUUGGAGAAAAAACAGUCAAAACGUUUGAAAAAUUCAGUAACGUUAGAAGAUUAUUAUUUGUUUACUGUGAAUGAACUAGAGAGAGAUAGAGAUGAAAUGUUGACUAUGUUCGCUAAAAGAAAGUCCGAAUUACAGGAUGUUCUACUACAGGAGAAAAAACUGCUGAAGAAUGCCAGAGAAAAAUUGGUAUCAACAGCAGAUAUUCAAUUGGUUCGUCAAAAACAAGAAGCAGAAAUUGAACGUUUAGAAAAAGAAAUAAAAACUACCCGGAAUUACCAGUCAGAAAAACUUCAACAACUUAAAGAGAUAUCUAAACGGAAACGUUUGGAGUUGGAAAAAGAAGCUAAGAUUAUCUUGGAUAAUGUGUCUGAAAACAGUAGAAAGAUUUCAAACAAGUUGAUUGUUGAACAUGUUAAUAAGAUAUGUAGAGAAAAUGAAGAAUUGUAUAAAAAUAUCCUGAAUAAAUCGGAAUUAAUAAAAGCUAUGGAAGCGGAAAAAUCGAACUUGGAGAAACAAAAUGAAGAAGUCAGAAAUAAUCAGUUGUUUGCCAAGGUGAGAUUAUGUUUUAGGCUUAUUUUUUACAACUACUAUUCGAUAAGAAAAGUAGUGUUAAAUCUCUUGUGAGAAUAAACUGAUCUAACUAAGAAACUAUAACAAUUUGACAUAUCUUUUCAGUAUUUUCAUAAAUGAAGUUGACUACUGUACAAAUUUGACGAAACUAAGGGUACUGAAGAGGACCAAAAUAAAAAGAAAGGUAGUAUAAUUAUAAAUAGUAGAAAAUUGAGGGUUUUCAGGUUUUAAUGAAAGAUGAAAUUGUGUUUUUUUUCUAGUUUCCACGGAUCAAUAUUUAUUAAUCUAGCUAGACUGUCAUUGAUUCCAUACAUCACGCUGAAUACCAGUACGCUAAUGAACCUCAUGAAUACAUUCAUCUGACGAGACUGGUACUUUUUGCAAACCUUUUUUAAUUUCGAAUGAUAGAUACUCCAGAUAGUUUGUCACUUGAUCGAACUUAAUUACCUGAAUAUCCACUUUUACCUUAUUCCUAAAGGAUUGGAAAAAUAGACUGUAUAAACACUUCACACUAUUUUUCUGCGAAUCAGAUAUUUUGUGGUAACAUGAUACAAUAGGAAAUGCAGUUGUCUGUGUAACUUGUUUCGAACUUCGACUUGCAAUUGUUUCUCUCAUUUUACUUUACUUUUAGGAACUGGAGUAUAUUGAAUAUAAACGUUGUGAAGGCUUAUCACAACUCAAAAGUUUAUCAGCACAGAAAUAAUACAGCAUUAAAUUGUCGUCAA
Molecule: messenger RNA, 1835 nt
Organism: Schistosoma rodhaini
Lineage: Eukaryota; Metazoa; Platyhelminthes; Trematoda; Strigeidida; Schistosomatidae
Source: the annotation of a GenBank genome assembly